AUUUUAAAUAAUUGGUAACCAGGUUAUAUUCUUUGAAAAUUCUGUGCGGACCAAGGGCAAUAUAUCCAUAGGUUAUCAGCCUUGGAGCCAUCACAAGGUCAUCAUUCUGUCUCAGUAUCUUUUUUGAGUUUGUCUAUACGAAAUCUACUCUGAAACAUCAUAACAUUCCCCAAAAUUACAGUGGAGUAACAUUUUUUUUUUAAUAACAUUGAGGCUUUGCUAUAUGUGAGUACUUCAUUCUGUUCUGACAGUUAAGUCUUUGAAAAUAACCAGUUCAGAAAAAAAAGUAUGUUCAUCCUUUUGUUUAAUUCAACCACUUUGUCACUUGUCUGUACUGUGACAUUUAGUGGGAAACAGGAGUCUGAAGAAGCCCAGCUCGUGAGUGCAGGUGAGGCACGAGUAUGAAUGACUGGGAUUUGAGGACUGGGGUCCUGAAGGAGUCUCAGAGAAGGUUUUGUAACAGAGGUGGCACUUUGAGUGGUCUCUUGAGGGAAACAAUCCUAAAUUAAGUACAAAGUGAAAAGAGCUGCAGGAGAAUCCCCGAACGGCAGUGUGUGUGUGUGAGAAUUAUAGGAAGCAGAAAGGUCCCUGGAGGGAACCAGACGGUAAGGUGGAAGUGAAGGUCUGGGAUAUUGAUUUGGUAGGCAGUGGAAGGAGUGGUACAGGGUGUAUACCUUCCCUUUGUUGCUGAGGUGUUUCUGUGACUGUAAUGCCUAUUCAAACAGAGCAAAAGUGGCAACUUUUGCUGGCACUUAAUGUUUUUGUUUAAGAGUUUAAAUUAUGAAAAUGAACUUGUUGAGUCAGGCUGGAAUGAGUUUGACCUGAGAAGAAAUAACAGAUGCUCAAAUGAAUGGCCUGAAAAGAAUGUUCACAUCUUACCACAGACAGUUCUUUAUAUGGCUGAUUCAGAAACGUUCAUUAGUCUGGAAGAGUGUCGUGGCCACAAGAGAGCAAGGAAAAGAACUACUAUGGAAGCAGCAUUUGCCCUUGAGAAGCUAUUCCCAAAACAAUGCCACAUCCUUGGGAUUGUGACCCCAGGAAUUGUAGUGACUCCAAUGGGAUCAGGUAACAAUCGACCUCAGGAAAUAGAAAUUGGAGAGUCUGGCUUUGCUCUGUUAUUCCCUCAAAUUGAAGGAAUAAAAAUACAACCCUUUCAUUUUAUUAAGGACCCAAAGAAUUUAACACUAGAAAGACAUCAACUCACUGAAGUAGGCCUUCUAGAUAACCCUGAGCUUCGUGUGGUCUUGGUAUUUGGCUAUAAUUGCUGUAAGGUGGGAGCCAAUAAUUAUCUGCAGCGAGUUGUCAGCGCUUUCAGUGAUAUGAACGUCAUAUUGGCUGGAGGCCAGGUGGAUAACCUGGCAUCACUGACUUCUGACAAACAGCCUCUGGAUAUUGACGCCACUGGUGUGGUUGGACUGUCAUUUAGUGGACACCGAAUCCAGAGUGCCACGGUGCUCCUCAACGAGGAUGUCAAUGACGAGAAGACCGUUGAGGCUGCGAUGCAGCGCCUCAAAGCUGCCAACAUUCCAGAACGGAAUACCAUUGGCUUCAUGUUUGCAUGUGUUGGCAGGGGUUUUCAAUAUUAUAGAGCCAAGGGGAAUGUUGAGGCUGAUGCAUUCAGAAAGUUUUUUCCUAGUGUUCCUUUAUUUGGCUUCUUUGGAAAUGGAGAAAUUGGAUGCGAUCGCAUAGUCACUGGGAACUUUGUAUUGAAGAAAUGUAAUGAGGUAAAGGAUGAUGAUCUAUUUCACAGCUACACAACAAUAAUGGUACUGAUUCAUCUUGGGUCAUCUAAAUAAAGCCGCCUGUAAAGUGGCUUUCACAAUAUAUGACUUCCGGCUCUGCCUUUCCUAGAAAAUGGAAACAGAUGUAUAUUUCAAAAAAGAAACAAAACAAGAACAACUUUAUAUGUGUAUCAGUUUUGUAGCUUUGAAUCUCUAAAGAUUAUAUUAGGGGUGGUUUUUAAUAAGUUUGGUGAAGGACAGCUUUGUAUAUAACAUACCACAAACAGAUUUGGGAGCUUUUGCAUCAUGCACAAUCCUAACCGACGAUGGCUGUAUUGUACCAGAUUAUGUAGCUGCUGUGUAAUGUGACUUUAUAGUCUUCCUAAAGCAUAGGAAGAUUGAGAGAGGAUUCAUCAGUAGGAUGAAGAUUUAAGACAUUCCAUGACUACCUCUGCAUUGUUAGAUCUUUUAGUAAAAUCAUGAAGACCUUUUUUUCUCCCUUACUGAAGGAGAAAAAUACAUGGAUAGCUUGAGAAAUCUUUCUCUGCUUUACGGUUUUGCCUAUUUUUUCAGAAGCUGUAACAAAUUGCUGACUUUUUACUUAUUUGAUAAAAAUUAAAUAACUAUUUUUGUUCUAGUGCCCUGAAGUUGCUUAGUCAAAUAAUUGCCAAGACUAAUCAAUAUUUUAUUACUUUAUAAGGAAAAAAUUUUCCUUUUCCCUCAGUGAAGAAAUUCUAAGAGAAAAUCCUUUUCUUCACCUAGUUCUAUAUAGCUGACAAUUACAUCACCUUAUUUUGGUUUUAUACCAAUAAAACCUACCUUGGAAACUCACUCAGACAGUGUUUUUUGUAUAUCAUUGCUUUUGGUGAGUGAAUGAUGGAAGUAAAUAAUACUUUAGAAAUGAAAACCCAAAAAAAAAAAAAAAAAAAAGAAAGAAAUGAAAACCCAGAAUAGUAAUUGUCAGCUAGUAAGUCUUGCCAUGUUCCCCGCAGAAUGAUUUUUAAACUUGUAUUUCUAAUUAUGCUAAUACCUAAAGGAGCUAUGUUGAGAGAACACCAAUUUUCCCCACUGACCUUCUUCACAUAGUGCUAGAACCUUGGAUUUUCAGCCAGGCAUGUGCCUCCCAUAGCAAAGACUGCAGUUCCUAUUGUCCCUUGCCAUUGACUGUUGUGCCAGUGACAUGACAUGUAAAAAAUGGUGUGGCCAGUUUUUAGCUCUUCCCUGUGCUUGAUGCUUGGGAGUGGAUCUGGCAGUGAGACAUCUUGAACUCUUCAGAAGAGACGAUGCCCUUGGGGGACAGAACCAUGUCCGGGGUUGCCGUACAAUUUUGUUGAAGGGCUACCAUAUGCGGCUUGGAUUGUCUCUCUCCAGACUGUCUUACAAGAUCAGAAUCAACAUGAGUCUUGCCUCAGCCACUGUUUUUUUCCAGCUCUUAUAACAGGUGUUUAUAAUAGCAUAGUUUACCUAAUACAGUAUGAUAUGACUAAUGUAUGGCACUUUUGUAAUGGUCAGUGGUUCUAACAGAACAGUAGAAAACCUACAAGGUAAGUGAAAUCAAAUGUAUUAACCUUCCUGCUUUUCUAUUUUUAAUCAUUUUCCUCAGUUUUUACAUUAAAAGGUUUUCUUUUGCUGUUUAUGUGAUAAAAA
This is a messenger RNA of Canis lupus familiaris (dog), 3368 nucleotides long. It is a transcript of the gene FBXO22, whose product is annotated as F-box protein 22. Lineage: Eukaryota; Metazoa; Chordata; Mammalia; Carnivora; Canidae. The transcript has 6 exons. Gene Ontology annotation, molecular function: protein binding. The record is from RefSeq and is a predicted model, not a curated record. Bases 756 to 1796 code for a protein of 346 amino acids. Gene Ontology annotation, biological process: protein polyubiquitination; regulation of skeletal muscle fiber development; positive regulation of proteasomal ubiquitin-dependent protein catabolic process.